Messenger RNA from Postia placenta MAD-698-R-SB12, 612 nucleotides. RefSeq lists its product as hypothetical. Lineage: Eukaryota; Fungi; Basidiomycota; Agaricomycetes; Polyporales; Adustoporiaceae. The transcript is spliced from 3 exons. The coding region runs from base 1 to 612 and encodes 203 amino acids. The record is from RefSeq and is a predicted model, not a curated record.
AUGUCCACUGUGGCAGAUCGUAGACGAACAAGGCUAAUAGGCAUUCCAGUGUCUGCGCAGGUUCAACAAGAUGCCGCAUCCCUUCAGCCUUCAGCGCUACCUCCAUCGACUCGUACGUGGGGAGACAACACACCCGGGCAGCAGGUCUUUGCGCUAGAUGCACUGAAGGACGAGGUCGCCCACCUUCUCCUUGCCAAGCCGCACACCACCGAGCUGCUCCUCGUCCCGCACGAGCGGCGCUCUGCGGGCGAGCCAGGCGAGGGCGCAGAUGCGGAGGCGGCUCGGCACUAUGUGAACAAAGCUGUGCUCGGGAUCGUGUUCGACCACGCGGAGGAGGCUACGGAUGCGUGUCCCUGCGACAAGCUCGGGCACUGGCGGUGGCAGCGCAUCACACCCAUGUUCGCGCGGUGCGUCCCGCAAAAGGCAAAGAGGACACCAGUAAGGUCAAAGCACAUGGGCAAGGUCAAGGCAGGCGCAGAUACAGGUGCAGACGUGCCCGUGCCCUUAUGCUCCUGUGCGCGGCGUCGCGUCGCCCGAGGAGCGGGCAGGCCUGACGGUGAGCACGGGAACGGAGGUGCUGGAAAUGGUGGUGCUGUGCGCGCGACAGGGUGA